Messenger RNA from Synchiropus splendidus (mandarinfish), 942 nucleotides. It is a transcript of the gene chtf8, whose product is annotated as CTF8, chromosome transmission fidelity factor 8 homolog (S. cerevisiae). Gene Ontology annotation, cellular component: Ctf18 RFC-like complex. The transcript is spliced from 3 exons. Gene Ontology annotation, biological process: mitotic sister chromatid cohesion. The coding region runs from base 439 to 810 and encodes 123 amino acids. NCBI's taxonomy places the organism in Eukaryota, Metazoa, Chordata, Actinopteri, Syngnathiformes, Callionymidae. The record is from RefSeq and is a predicted model, not a curated record.
AAUCCUCAGUUGGAGGACGUCGCGUCGCGACGCCUCGAGGCUCCGCUCCCCCCCCCCAGGUGGGACGCGGCCGCCUCGCUCACCUUCUCCUGGAAGUAGUUGUCCGAGAAGUUGAAGAGCUCCACGGCGCCGUCCGCGCGCACCAGAGCCAGCCGCUGGGUCCGGCGGUUGUGGGCCAGGGCCCGGAUCCCGCUGGGCAUGUGGUCGAAGAAGCGGACUCGGUGAACCUUGAACUCCGCCAUCGCUUGUUCCGAGCCGACACCAGACGCUCACGCCGCCUUCUGGAGCAUCAACAGCACGUGGGGACCUCUGACCCGGAAGUGAACGGGAACUACCGGCUACGUCACGGAAGCGCGUCAUCGCGUGGCUCCUGGCGGGAAAAGCGAGGCGCCGAAACCAACGUCGGCUGUGUCCGUGUGUCCUGCGUGUGGCCGGCUCAUGGUCCAGAUCGUGGUCCGCGCCAGCGCGGACGGCGCCAGAGCCCCGGAGUGGCUGCUGCUGGAGCUGCAGGGCGAGAUGGUGUCGCGGCGCGACUCCGGCCUGGCGGGAAACCUGCUGGGCGACCUGCUCUACACCCGCGAGGGGGCGCCCGUGCUCAUCGUGGGACACCACAUCCUGUACGGCAAGCAGGUGAAGCUGGACAAGCCGUUCGCCGUCCUCACCAAACACGGCGGGGGCUCGCGGGAGCUCGCCACGGAGACGGAGCCGCCGCAGAGCACGUGCUACACGGUGGCGGCGCUCGUCAAGCGGAAGCUCAUCUUCAAGACCCGCCCCAAACCCAUCAUCACCCACGUGCCCAAGCGGGUGUGAGGAGCCAUUCAUCAGCGCGCGCGUCAUCGCUUCCUGUUUGGACCCAAAACACGGGGACGUGAGGCGCGCGGCGGAACUGGACCUGCUCUGUUUGUUUGCUGUGAAGUUUGAAAUAAAGAGGCCCGACCCGAC